Molecule: messenger RNA, 14517 nt
Organism: Porites evermanni
Lineage: Eukaryota; Metazoa; Cnidaria; Anthozoa; Scleractinia; Poritidae
Source: the annotation of a GenBank genome assembly
AUGUUACAUGAACUUCUCUUGGCAUUAUCCGGGGUAUCUGGAGGAAUAUUCAUUCAUAAGAAAUUUGCUGGACUUCAGGUGUGUGUCAACAGACAGUGCAUUGCAAAUUAUAUGUAACUAUAUUUUAGUAGACUUUUUAGGCUAUUUUCAGGCUAUAUGAAGUACAAAUUUGAAGACAUCAAGACCUCAUGCAACUUUUACAUCGGAAAAAUGAAAAAUUAUGGCAUUUCUGUUUGUACCCAUGCUAUUGAAAACACGUCUAAGGUAUAAGUCUUAGUGGCUGGGCACCCAUCUAAUAGCCACUCUCCCUCCAUCGAUGAAGUAAUGUAUCAGUCAAAUCGAAGCUUCAACAUGCCCCCCCCGGGCAAACCCCCAGGCCUUUGACUUUUUUGAAAAUUAUUGUUCAAAUUCCUCCCUACCCGGGAGAAAAUGCCGUUCAAAUGCCCCACACUAGGGUCCAUUCAGGUGAUCAAAUGCCUCCACCCCGGGAACAUUUCACCGGCACAAAAAUGACAGAAAGACGGUGGAAACGCCAUCAGUUGUCGAACAAAAUCUUUAUAAAUAUAACAAAAACUGAGAAACUCUGUUAGCCUAUUUACUAUGAACAAAAGUCUGAUGCAAAGCAGCGGAAAUCGCUGCUACAAGGUAUUAAACUGAAUGCUCAGCUUUUUUUCGUGAUGCAACAUACAAAGCGUUCUAUAAAAAAAGAUCCCACCUAUUGAGAUUACUACAUCAUGACCAUUUCACUGACAUGUAUCAUCACUCACCUUAUUAAUUAACAUACUUGCAGUAGGUCAAAGUAGUUGACCUGAGCUUUUUAUUUUAUUUUAUGUUGUUGUAUUGAAUCCCCGGUAUAGGUAUUGUAUUUCAUUGUAAACACAACAAUAAAAUACAUUCAUACAUUCAAAGCCUGAAUGCAGUGUUAAAAAUUUCAAAAUUUAAAUACUUCAAAUACGGCACAAAGCUUGUUUAAGCCCUUUCCUCGUAACCAACUGGCCACAAAGGCACAAUCUUUUCCACGAAAAUCCUCUUACACCUCGUCCCCCAUGAUAGCUCGCCACGCCAAAGAUUUUACAUGAAAUCGAGGGUGCAGUUCAAAUCCCCCACCCCUAAAGCAUGGGGAUCAAAUUCCCCACCCCCUGGAAGACUCUGAUAAUCAAAUUCCCUCCUCCCCGGAACGGCAAAGGUGUCAAAUGCCCGGGGUAUGCCCGGGGAGGGGCAUGGUGAAGCUUCAAUUUGACCGAUACAUAAAUUGACUUUUAUCUCCUAAGAACAAAAAAUCAAAAGCAACGAGGCGGUCCCUUCCUGAGAAGUUGCUCAUUUCCCACCCCCUCCUCAGAAAAGGGAAUCUUUUCCCAUAUCCUUCUGAUGUAUUCCAGAGAUUGAAGGUGCCAGUCCAGCAACCCCUCAGAAUAACUCAUGAAGCCCACCUCAGAAAAUGUCAUCUAUAGGGGCAGGGGGAGGCUCUAGAAUGAGGUUGGCCAUGUUACCUUACUAGGAUUGCCUAACAUACAGUGCUGCGAAGGAUAGUAGGGACCUUAAGCAACUAUGACGAUGACGAUGACGGAAACUUAAAAAAAUAAUAGGUUUAAUGAUCAAAACAACAGCUCCGCAUGUACUGUGCAUCACACUUUUUAGUACAUUUCUUUGAUGUCCACUGCACGGCUACAAGGUGAAACCUCCUAAUUUGAUGUUUUAUGGAGGACAUGGAGAUCUGACAACUAAUUUUCCUUUCUCUUUUUGAACUGGAGUAAAAUCCUUAAGAAUUCAACUCCAGGAAAAGUCGCUGCAUUUAACAUGUUGAGCAGGUCCAAAUAUAUGUGAUUAAGUUUGAAAGAACGCAAAGUCUUUUUUUUGGCGAUGUUUUUUAAAACUGCUGUCGUUGCCGUGGUUGCUUAAGGUCCCUAGUCGCAUGAAGGCUGAACCUUUACCCUGUCCCUAAUUAACCCAAACAUCACCCAUGAAUCUUGUGUGUUUAAACUGUGGGACCUGCAUUUGUCAGGUCCUAAACUCAUACUUGGAAAGUGCUAUUCACCAGAUACAUCAAUAGUCAGUGGAUAAGUAUUAGGGAAAUUUAUCCACUUCAUAUGGAUUUAUUCAGUGGAUAGAGUUAACCUCUUCUUUUGAUGGGCCAGGUGUCAAGUUGUGUUACCAAAAACAAUGGGGCAUUAACCCUUUCACCCCAGAAAUGUAUGUAACUGCCUGUUCAGAUCCAUGGUCCUUGUACUGCUUGUGAAGUCAUUGGUUUAGAUGGUCAAGGAAAACUUGGUCAUUUGCCUUGUGCAGAGAGAAGAGAUCUUUCAAACUGUACCAUAUUUAGUCGAGGAGGCCCAUGAAAAAGGCAAAAAGAAAAAAACAUGCAAUGCUGACCCGAAAAUCGCCAUGAAAAUCUUGUUCCGCUACCCACCUUCCUUUCCUUGCAUCAAAUCCUAAGAUUCGAAAAACUUUCCCAAAAACAUUUCCAGUUGAAAUGUAGCCUACUAAAUGCCCAGCCAAAAGGAACUAAAAAACAAGGCAAGAAAAAUGAAAGAAGAGGAGAGGAGUAAAAGUGAAAAUAAAAAUUGAGACUUGAAAAUUUUGCUUUUUGUGCUUGCUCGAAUUUCAGAAGCUAAUAUAUUUUGCAUCUAGAUCAUGAGGCCGCAAACUGUAUGACCUGUAAAUAGCUUUUUGGUUAGUUUUAACUCUUUAUAAGCAGACAAUGACCAGAAAGCAGCUUGACUAGCAUCUCAGCUUGCAUUUUGUGGCAAUAUUCCCAGGGGUGAAAGGGUUAUUAAGCUUAACUUACAAAACUGAAAAGAACAUUACUGAGGUAUACUGAUUUCAAGAUGUCAAGAUUAAGGAGGGUUUCUGUUUCAAUUCAUUACCAGUUUACAGCAAUUUUUAAUAAUAAAAAUCAUUAUUAACUAAUAUAAAUUCACUACAAAGAAAGGUGAAUGUAUAGUACAGGGUUGUUAAAAGUAGCCAGCUACUGGCGAAAAUCGUUGCCUACUUGGGUAGUAUUGGCCAGCUACUCUGCUUAGCAUUUCUUUACGGAUGGCGUUUUUUAAAUAAAAUAUCGCUGUACUAGCCAUUUACUUUGACAACUCAGCCAUCUACUUCAAAACUUUCUGAAAACCCUGACAGUACCAAGGGACUUUCAAGCCAGUGGCAAAGCUUUAGUUUCACUUUGUGAAAUAAAAUGAGAAAGGACAUAUUAUAGCUGUAUUUAGAUGUAUUGUUUCAUUUUUAGGUUGCUGCUGAUUUGCCCUUUAUUCAUGAGAGUGAGGUAGAUCUUCUUAACAGAAUCUGCAGACUCGGCUCGUACUUUCAAAAGUUUCAGACAUUUUGUAAGAAGUUUACAGAGGUAUCUCCUUUUAUCAGGGAAGAUUCAGGAGAUGGUGAGCACAUGUAUUAUUAAAACCUUUUUUUCCAAAUUUGGUGCCAAAUCUUCAUUAUAACUUAUUUCUUUAGGUUUUUUUAAAUUUCUUCUCUCUUCUGGUGUUGCCAGUCACUUUUUAUCAUACAUUUCUUUAAUUGCCUCUCUGAUUUUUAACUUCCAAAUCAAUUUACAGAUUUGUCUAUCAUUUCAAGCAGAUGUAGGUGAUCUUAGUACUAGUAUUCACCAAUAAACAAGUUGUGACUGAAAACAUUUCUCGUCAGGAACCAAUCUAGAGGAACCAUUUGGUUUAUAUAUUCAAGCCUUCUGUACUGGGUUGGAUCAAGUACUUGACUCCUACAGAAAAGACCUGAUUGAUUUAGAGAAACAGGUACUUUAAUUUAACUUAUGUACAAGUCUGAGUUAAACAUUCUAAUAAGCAUUUCACUGAGGUCACUGUGACUAAUGUAUUUUUUUAAAACUACACAGAUUCUAAGAGAUUCCAAACUUCCUCUGACCUACAUUGAACACAGUUUAGAACAGGUUGGUUAAAUUUUUGAAACUUAAUAAUUACAUUUUGCAGAAGUGUGCGGAAUAAGGCUGUGGGUGACUGAAAUUUGAGCAGAUUAUAUUUUAAUGCUUAAAAUGCAACCAGGCAAAUAGACCAGUUUCAAGAUCUUUAAAUUCAUACUUGACUCUGAGGUUAAGGGGAAUGAAACAGAAUUGCAUUGAGAUUAAGAGAUGAAUAAUUCAUUUGUUUUGUUUUAUUCCUUUCAUCCUCAAUACCAAAUAUAAAUUUUGAUGAUUUUGAAACUGCUUUUUUAGAGGAAAAACUGUCAAUGUAUCAAAAGUCACUUGGGACUUUAUCACAGGCACCCCAGCCUUCAAUAAUGUACUUUAUUAUUCAUUCAAAAUAUUCCCCAAUUCUGAUUGGCUAAAAGCACACGCACAAUAAUUCACCAUAACCAGUUACUGAUGACCAAAUUUGGAAGAAUUUUGUGUUUAAUGAGGAAAUGACGUCAAAAAUGCAGCCCGCCACAGGUUAAAGCACUGUUACCGAGAAGACCUGGGGAUGAGGUUGAGUUGUUUUGGUUGUGAAAAAAAAAAAGGUGGACUUUUCAACUCAUUUCAAGAGUAAGAACUACAGCUGGAACUAGGCAAAAUAAUAGCUAAAAACAUGGCGAAAACAGCAAGAAGAGAACUCGGGGGGCAACAUCUGCUAUUUGGAGAAUAUUUGCGGAGCUGGACAAACCUAAACAUACACUAUCGAAGAUGAACUUAACAUCGAUGCAGGUAAGCAUGUUUUAGCUAUGUUUUAAACUAGGAAUUAUUUUGAAUGAAUAAUAAAGCAAUUAAUGAAUUUGGCUUUCCUAGGAUAUGAAGAAGUAAGCAGAUCUCGGAGGGUGUUUAAUCCACCUUGGCCUUUGGCCUCUGUGGAUAACACCCUCCUCGACCUGCUUAAUUCUUCAUAUUCUACUCAGCCUCAUUCAUUAAUUGUUAAUUAUUCUCCCUCCAUUUAUUGGUCCUUUGAAAUGACUCUAAAAGAAUUGGAGCCCAUUCAAUUCACCCCUGGGUUUUAAAUUUGCUUUUUAAAGAAAAUGCAUCAAAUAUCAAAGUUUUCUAUACAAAUGAUGUGGUGAUAGUUAACUGUAUGAUGUCACUUUUCUUUGUGCUUAUUAAAAGUGAUUUUAUUGUUCUGUGAUUUAGAACAGGGACAUAAAACAGUGAAUGUUGAGUUGCUAGCUCUAUUGAGAUGAUCUCGUGGAUUGAUACUUUAAAUAAAGUAUUAAGUUAAUUUUUGUAUGUUUUAGUAUCAAGUGUUGUUCCCUUCGCUGUGGUCAGUCAUUGAGAAAGUCCAAGUUAGUAAGGUACACAAAUCAAUGUCCUUACAUUUCUAAAUUAUGCUAAAUAAAUGCAAAUAAAUAAAUUUAUGCAGUCUUUGUACAUUCUAUAGUUAUGGGCAGUUAUAGAAAUUAAUUUACAUAAAGGAAUGUUAAAGUUUUGUUUAUUGAAGUUUUUGUACCAGAGCUUUUUAUUGGUCUGGAGCCAUAAUUAUUUCUAACCAGUAAUUUGUAUCUUUGUAUCUUUUGGUGAUUAGGCCUUAGGAUGUCAAAUUCUGGAUGUUUUACAACAAAGCUGUGUCUGUGGGAUCCCUGAUGUAAGAUAUGCCUUAGAGAGGUACUGUUGAGGAGGACAUUCUUUUGUGCUGUCUGCUUUAUAAGAUGAACACUAAAAGAGGAGUUUAGUUCCAAUGAACUUUGCAACGACUUACAAGUUAUUUUUAAUACCAGUGAGCAAAGGCAAGUAAAAAAAGCGCCAUUUUAAUGUUAAAAAAAAUUAUGGAGAGAAAUCCCUGUCUGAACCCAUUCAUUUGCCAGUAAGGGAAAUAACGUGCUUGCAUGUUUUAUGUGGGAAGAUGUCUAAGCCUUUACCUAGAGGAAAACAAAACUGUUAAUGAUCACCACCAACUAUAAUGUACUGCAAUGAUCUUAUUUGAGUUUCAAUUUAUACCUUGGUGUUUGUUUAAAUUCACUGUAGAAUCCUGUUUGUGUGUCAUGGUGUGAUGUAUCACCAACUUAGUGCAUGGUUGCUACAUGGUAUUCUCAUUGAUAAACAUGGUGAGUUCUUCAUCAAAGAAGUAACUUUUGCUGAUGAUCAAACAGUUGAUAAAACAGCUGAAGGAGCAGGGACUAGCAGCACUGACCUAGGGAUACCUGGAAUCACUGGAAGGCAGCUUACUGAAAUAUUGGUGAGAGCAGCAGCUAAGCUACACCCAUUUGAUAGUAGAACAGUCUGUCAGUUUGAGGGGGUGGGAAAAUAAUAAUAUUAUGGGAGAAAGGAAUACCCAUACAUUAUGACCAAAGGAAAUAGGAUGUGUUCACCACACCUGGCAUGGAUGGGUUGCUAGAGUGUAUUAGGUUUUGGAGGAGGGAGUCUAAUGUGGCACAAUGUCUUUGUCUUAGAGGUAAUCAUUAGGGUGUGCGUGAGGCAUAGGUGACCAGAUUAUACACUAGGUCCAAUGUACUGACCUUUAUAUGUACCACCUACCACAGAAGAGGGCAAAAAGGGGAGAAUACCUCUAUUAAAUAUGUUUCAUUGUUAGGAUUUUGCACUAGAAAAAAUUAAAGCCAGGCAUAGGUACAUGUACCAAAGAAAAAUGGGGUACAGCUGCACAGAUGUCAGCUGGGUACAGCUUCAGAGCUGUGCAUGUACAUGUUCCUCCCACUCAGUCAGGUAAGGUUGAUCUGUGGUGGUCUUUAGUGGGAGAUGAAAGAAUUGAGACAGUGUCAUUAUUCCUUAAAUUACUGUGAGCAAUAUCUUUUGUUGUAGGAGGGUGAAGUGAAAAAGGAUGCUCCGGCACAGUGGAAGUUUAGAAUCAAUGCAGAAAUGCUGCCAUCUUACAUUCCAACCAGGGUUGCUGAUAAGGUUUGUAACUUCUCAAGUUCCAUCCUUUAAAACAGUGAAUAGUUCAAUGCUAUAUAAUUCUAUUGACCAUCUGUUUUGUAGGUUUUAUUUAUAGGAGAAUCAGUUGGGAUGUUUAAAGGAUCCAAGCAAACAAAAAAUUCUCUUCAGAGAAGUAAGUAAGGUACUCCUGGAACUUCAAUUUAACUUGUAUGUUGGUAAAUGCUAAUGUCAAGGAAUUUGACAAAAUUUGUGUAGGUUCUGUUAUCCAGGAGAAAGAAGAGGAAUUCACCAAAUCUUUAUAUGGCCUACAGCAGCAGCCUAAGUUCAAUUUGAUGUUGUUUGAGAAUGAAAUUGACAAGAUCAGGUUAUGUGUUGCUGAGGUAUGUAUUAAGUUAUGCAACUUUUUCUUUCUUUAGAUAAUGUAUAACUAAUCAAGCAGUAAGGUCAUGAGAAUUAACAUAAUGAUCAGCAAAGAUGACUGUAGUGUUGGAAGAAAUGCCAGAAAAGUCAUUAUUGCUGAAUAAUGGUAAGGGGCUUGAAAGGUUUAAAAUUCAAACUGCUCAUUUGAAAUCGCUGUCAUAUUUGCUAUCAAAAUAAUCAUUAUUGUGAUCAUCAUUGUAAUGAUUGUCAAUUAGGCUAAGGGAACACUAGACAUUUUGCAAGGCCACCACUGGUUUUCCCGUAAAAUGACUUCUGAGGAACAACUGCAAAAAUUUGUUACUGAUAACACGUUACAACCCUCAUCAGGCUAUUGCAUCUCACUGGUCAUGUGAUAAGGGAAAUUUCCUUCAACCUCUUAACUUCUUAGAAGCCAUAGAUAUGUAAUCUACUUGAUCAUUCCAAAAGUUGGCUGUAAUGAUAACACCUUGCACUGUAUAGCCACGAACACUUUCUCAACUUCUUGUGCACCAGUUAAUAGGCUCUUGUUGCAUAUUUUGGGUUAAAAAUUAGGACUGAAUGCACUUUACAAACAGUAGUCCAGUGAGAGUUCUCAGUGAUAAAUACUAGCUUUGUUGUCUCAUCCACACAUUUCACCCCUCAGAUUCCAAAUACAGUAUAUCAUGAUUGAAAACAAUGUUAACCCCAAUAGAGUACCUUGGGGGACUCCCCCAUGAGUGUGUUUUCAUGAUGAUAAGGUGUUGUCCACUGUCACAACCUUACAGUGGAGUAGUGCAUGUUUGACAUCCAAUAAACUCAGUUCUUCCAAUCUGAGAACCCUGUGGUCUAUCAGUCAAACAUUCGUAUAAAUCUGCACUCCUCCCUGCAAACACUGAACACUCCCUAGGUCUAAGACUGGUUUAAAAGUAACCACCAUUGAUACAAAAUUAAUCCACUUUGUUAAUUCAAAUUUCAGCAUCUUUGGAAACUUGUUGUUGAAGAUGUGAAUUUAUUGAAGCAUCUAAAGGUAUAUGUGUCACAUUACCUAGGCUGGAGUUAUUAUUAUUGUUUCAUUAAAAUAACUGUUUUCAUGUAGAUAUUUAUUGUUACCUUCUUCUUAACUUUCUUUGCUAACCUCUGUUGAUCAGAUUUUGAAGGAGUUUUUCUUAUUGGGAAGAGGAGAGCUAUUCUCAGCAUUUAUAGAACAUGCAAGAAGUUUACUAAAACUACCUCCAUCAGACAACACCUCUCAUGGUAAGCUGGUCACACGAUGUAUACCUUAUGCGCUUAUUAGUAAGUCUUAAUUCUUUAACUCUGGUGGAGCAAAUGAGCGUAGAAAAGAACACUCCAUUAAACGUCUCAAACUCAAUAAUAAUUCAUGUUGAAAAUACUAAGGAAAUUAAUGUUUAAUGAGUGUAUGGAAAUCAGAUGAAAAACUGGUCAUUUUUGUAUCCUGAAUUUCUCCUUCUAAAAUCAUUUUGUUUGAGAAGUAAUAUCAAGCAUUAGACAGUGUUUCAUCACCAGAUGAAACACCUCAAAGUUCAUCAAAAAUACUCUGCUGCAUGUCGUAUUUUCAACUCUCCCCUCGGUGUUUCAUCUGGUGAUGAAACACUGCAUCUCAUGCUUGAUAUAUUACGUCUUCUGUUUCAUGGUAUAUCUGUCCAGUAGUAUUUUGAUUGAACACUCAAUUCAGUACCUAUCAUCGACCCCAGCCAUCCUCCACCCAUCACUCCUCCUAUACCUUUGGUUACCCUGUUACAGUUCUACUUGUUAAAUCCUCUUGCGAAGUAGAUAAAAUGGUUAAUGGGUGGUGUAUAAAUAACAUGUUUGUUUCCCUGUUUUUAUUUAUGUUUCUUGACAUCACAUAAUUAUUUCUAACAUUUUGAUCUCUUAAAGAUGCUCAUGCUGCUUUUCUGCAAGUUCUUAGCAAGGUGUGUUGCAGAAAACUUUUAUUUAUUCAAAAUGUGUUUGCUAGGAAUUGUGUGGUGGUAAAAGCAAUCAAAUUUACCAAUUCUAAAUUUGGCUAAAUGUAAUUUAGGCAGUUAAAUUGCAAGCCAGUGUGGUCAGCGGUCUCCUCCUCAAGCGUACGUGAUCUGUGGGGUGACUGCAGGGGCCUUUUGCUUAUCUUGUGACUUACGUUGCAUCUCAUGCUGGAAUUUUUGAUCUGAUCUUUGCGGAUUCUUGCUCCCAGCCCGUCCCUUCCCUUCUGUGCAUUGGUAAGUAUGGGGUCAGGUGAGUAUUUUCCACUGAAUUCUUUCAGUGUGACAGUGCCAGUUGGCGGCUUUAUUCAGGGGUGGUUCCCGCUUGCAGGGUUGCCAUGGAUACCUCCUUGCUAUGCCUGAGACAUUCAGGCUCCCGUCCAACCUUUAAAGGACCAGUUCCCAAGCUCAUCUAUUGGCGAUGAGUUUAAAGAGUGAAAAUAGUAAACAAGUACUCUUAGUAUUCAGAAGUCAGGAAAGUUGAUUGGAAUAUUUCUCAGUUUCUUCCAGAUGAUGAUGAAGCUGCAUCAUUGUUUACUAUUGUGAUCGACAAAGAGAUUACUCAGCAGGAGAAGAAGAAGAGAACUGCUGCAGCUACAGGUAUUUACGGCUCCUUUGUUCAGUUUUAUUUCCAUUGCCUUGGUUUUAUUUCUUUGAUGUUUCAAGUUGACGGUUUCCUGUUAUCUACAGACUCAUCAGCUGUAGUCAUAUCAGGCUGGGAUUGUGUUAAGCUCCAGUAUGACGUCCAGUGGCCAUUGCACAUUCUUUUCCAGCCUGCUAUUCUCGAAAAGUAAGUUACUGUUAUGUAGGCUUUGUUUUGUCUCAUACACCCAUUGAAAUUUGCCAGCCUAUUCAAGACGAAAGACCAAAGGUGUCCACCCUGUGUUUAUAGUGUCCUAUGCAACCGCCAUUGUAGCCAAAGUGAUGGUGAUGUAGGAGACUAGCUCUAUGUGUACUGUACCCUGUACUUCAGUUUCAGUUCUUCUAUAUGUGUGUCAUCAAUUCCUCACCAAAGAUAGUAUGCUAUCCUAGACCAAAACCCUCGGACUUCUCUACCCUAUCAUAAUCUAAACUACCUAAGCAGCCUGAAAACCGAAGCCACACAUGCCCAUACGUGUACAUGAGAAACCUCAGGAGUUCCAUCCAGUUGCAUAGACAGAUGCAAUCAAUUCUCUUAUUGGGCACACAACCUUGUAGACACUCUAGGACACUCUCUCUCACCUCCCGUACUCCUCCCGUCUUCUAUUCUUUAGAGCUCCCACCCCCUUGCCCUCUGCCCAUAUUAUACUGUUUUAUCAUAGAGUAAAUUACAGUGAAUUUAUUUAAUGUUUAGGUACAACAGUCUCUUUAGAUUCUUGUUGAAAGUAAAGCGUACUCAGUUGGACCUUCAACAAGUGUGGGCAGCUUACAUGGGCACUAAACAUUUAUCCAACGCACAGAUAUCAAAUAUGACAAAGAUAUGGCUUUCAAGGAUGCACAUGGCCUUCCUAGUGGAUAAUUUACAAUAUUAUCUUCAGGUAAAGGAGUCAUGCAAUCAUAUAUCACAGUAUUCCAAGUUCAACCAUUUUUAAGUCGUCAUUUUGGUGACUUAAAAUUAUAAAUGCUUGAUAGGCAUAAAACAUUGGUCGCCAGAAAAAAGGACUCUUAUUACAUGUAAAGUUUGAAAUAAUCAAAGUGUCUGCCCAGCUAUCGCAACAAAAUUUUGGGGUGCAUUCAAUAUCUCAAAGUUAGACCGAACGUGAAAAGAGAAAAUAAUGAAAAAACAACAGAACCUAAAUUAUUUCAUGCAAAUGUUCAUGAAUCGCACUUGAACUUUAAAAAGACCAAAAAGACUAACUAAUAAAAGACAUCGCUUUGGCACCGCAGCUUCUGCUCUCGUAACAGUGUACUUUUAAAAUAUCAGUUUUAUUCACUACAUCUCAGAUUUUACCAUGCAAUAACCUUUCUUGGCAUAACCCUGACUAUUAUUGUUCAAUUGACAAUAAUUCAGUUGAUGUUCCGAAACAAGUGUUAAAAAUUAAAAGGCCCCUUAUUUUUAUUUGUAGGUGGACGUUUUAGAAGCACAGUACACCCAACUCGUGGAGAAAAUAAACAGCACAAGAGACUUUGAAUCAAUCCGUCUGGCGCAUGAUCAGUUUGUCACUACGCUCAUGGCGCAGUCAUUCCUGCUCAUGAAACCGGUAAAGAAUCUGAAUUAAAAAGAUUUGGCUUUCUUUUUUCAAAAACUUGUCUACAAAUAAAGAUUUUAUUCUGCAGGUUUGCAGCUGAAGAAUGCCAAAGUUAAUGAGUACCCAAUGGUCAAAAGAGCUUCGUAAAAACGCAUUUUGCAUAACAUCGAAGUGACAAUACUUUAAUUUUACAAUCCUUUUACAUACAAACCCUAUCCUGAAAAUGCUAGUCUUAAGACGUCUUAAUUUGGGUACCGAUUUAAUUUUGUUCUGACAAACUUCUACAGACGUCAGACAGGCAUGCAAACGGAAACCAUGAGAGAUAAUCAGGCGUCAAGGUUAUUGAACCAAAAUACUUUGGUUAAUUCCUAAGAUAAUUACAUGUAGGAAAGCAAAUCCUUUAUUAUUAAAUAAGAAGUUCACUGAGGUACCAAGGAUUAAAGCAACAGGAAACGAUACUUACGUCGGCAAAGACUCGUCAUCGACACUUCCAUGUAGCUUUAUCACCAGACCACUUAGCUAUUUUUACACUACAUUUUUUAAGUUCAUAUUCAUUGUAAGAGAAACAUCUUCGUUAUUCGAACUUUAGAAGGCCUUCUUUUAAUGUUUAAGAACACCUUAAUUUAUUUCCAUGUACAAAAACAUUCAGAUCGGACAUCUAAAACUUUCAACUAACAACACAAAUUUUCUCGAAUUUCUUAUGUCUUACUUGUCAUCAACGAAACUCUUGAUAUCAUAGUCGCAGCAAGUGGUCGCGUGCAACUUAGGUUUGGAGUGGUCGCGUGCAAUAUUUAUAAACUCGAUUGUUUAUUCGCCACUGAAUUCAAAUUGGUUUAAGUAAUUUAAGUUCUUUCGGAUGUCCAAUGAAAUUGACUGACCGCGCUAUCACAAAUAGCUUUCCUUAUAAAUAGUAAGCUAUCACCCUGAAGUGGCUAAUAUUUAUGGCUUCGGCUGAUGAUUAGCACUGUAAACUGGCAUCGCAACAAACGGGCAACAGUGAUCGUGCAGAGUCUUGAAUUCUUGAAAAAGUCUUGAAAUUUGUAGAACAAUAUUCAUGACCAGGAAAAAGUCUGGAAAAUUGAUAUAAACUCUGCAAAACUGCCACUACAUACAGGUUAACACUGCCAUGCGCUUGUUUUGUCACAUUCCUUCAAGUUUCCGUUGACAAAUGACCGGGAUGCAUGAUAAGGAAUAACCUACAAUCAGGCGGUCGUUUCCCCUUGUUUUCUUUGCCGCCGACUUUCGCGCUAACUAACGAACGGCUGAUCGCAGGUUGGAUAAGAAAUAGCGUGUCUCAUUGAAAGAAAUAAUACCGCUUGAUUGAUUGAUCGCUUGAUUGACAGGUGUCGCACUGCCUUGAUGAAAUCCUGAACUUAUGUCAAUCAUUCAGCUCGCUCCUGCUUCAGACGGGAAACACUGGACUGUCAGAGAGAGAACUGGCGCAAAUUGAAAACAUCACUAAGGUACAGUACAACUUAGGGUGUCUUUAUUUCAAAAACGAGGAGUGUAUUAUUAGGUUUAAAAACUCUCGGCUUCGCCUCGAGUUUUUUAAAAUGAUAAUACACGACUGCGAUUUUUUUUGAACGGCUUCAAAUCUCUGAUAUAGACCAACUCAUUCUUAAUAUUUAGAUUUGGUGUUAUUUUGGUCUUUAUUAGAUAUAAAGACACUUAAUUUCUUUUGUUUUCUUCUUUAUGAAUUGUUAAUGAAACUUUUUAACGCCAUAUUCUUCUUUGGCGGGUACAACGAGGUAAUUGUCAUUCUUGGACACCAAGGGGCAGCAAAUCGGGGAGGAAUUUUCGCAGGCAAAAACAUUCUAGGUAAAGUUUGCAAGAAAAACGGAAGAACGCCUCUUACCAGAGUAAUUACAGAAGCAUUUGGAUUCUCUGCUUCUAUUAAGUGGCCGACAAAUAUUUUCUAACGCUUCUUGAACUCUGGUCCCGUUGGCCUGAGAUUAUCGGCCUUCCCUGUAAUCUUUAUAUCUCCUCGUCCCCCAAUCACAGCUGGUUUAUGGUUCGGCAAGAGUUAGUACCUCCUGGCUUUUCUCUUCUUCACAGCUAUAAUAGCAAGGGCGAAAAAGAAUGUGGGGGGGGGGGGGGGGGGGGGGGGGGGGGGGGGGGGGAAAGCGCUAAUCCCCUGGCGCCUGCCAGGUGGGCUACCUUCUUCUCAAACAUGUGAAAAACUUUGCAACGAUUUCAACCGUAGUUCUCUCUUACCAACUAGCAGCUGCUGGGUCUCAGGAGAUGGGCGGUUAUCAGGCCCCAGUUGUUUUAAGGGUGGAUAGCUCUAUCCAAUGGAUAUUGCAAUCGCUUUCACUAAAACUUAUCGGUUUGAACAACAGGGGCCAGGUGUAACAAUUAGUCUCUUUACCCUGGACGCGAUUCACUCGACACAGUAUGAAAUUCCAAAAGUUUUACCCAUCGUGUGAUGGAAAAUUAACAUUAAUUUAUUUACCCUUGGCUCGGCUGUAUUUAGAGCAGAAAAUGGCUGAGACAAAUCAAACGCAACAACGAAACGAAAGAAUCUUGUCUUUGAAUGAUGUCGGUGUAAUUGACCUCAUACACUUAAGACAUCUCUAGCUGAUGGUAAUUUACAGGUGCGUUCGAUUGAUCGUAUUUCGGAAAAAGAUUACGCAAAUUUGUGACAAAUAUUUUUAACCGCAAAUUUUGGGUCGUUGAUUCAUCGUUAUUAUUGAUGUUCACCAGAUUUCUGGACUUUACAAUGCAAUGUAAGCCAAAACUCCUUGUACUCUUAUUACGGAAAACGGUCAAUCGAACGCACCUAAAUUUCUUUUUUGUCUACUUGAUUUUGCAGACUUAUGAAAGACAGACUGUUCUUUUGUUUCAAAUCCUGUCAAGUGUGCGCAGUCAUCAAGCCAGUCCCCAUUUAGCUCAGCUACUACUUAGGAUUGACUUCAAUAAACACUUCUCGUCAUCAUUCCAGGAGAGACUAUAAACACAUACAGCCAAGUGGUGCUUCUCAUUGGUUGAGUUAAAAUCAGUUCAACCAAUCAGAGGUUUUAUCGACGUCCAGGCUAGUGGUCCUUGAUGGGGCUUUACCGGAAAUACUGUUUUUACAGACCUGCAAUAGCCUGCAUAACAGAUGCUAAAAUGGCAAGCGUGCGGGAGACUGGGCGUUGAGAAACAAAGACCUAGUAGAGUAAAAUAGCGGACACCCUUUGCUGAAUUAAAUCAUCCUCAAGAAUUUAUUCGUACUUGUAGAAUUAAGAGUUAU